Messenger RNA from Scleropages formosus (Asian bonytongue), 1368 nucleotides. RefSeq names its product Golgi integral membrane protein 4-like. The record is from RefSeq and is a predicted model, not a curated record. The transcript is spliced from 11 exons. Lineage: Eukaryota; Metazoa; Chordata; Actinopteri; Osteoglossiformes; Osteoglossidae. Gene Ontology annotation, cellular component: Golgi membrane; Golgi apparatus. Bases 341 to 1354 code for a protein of 337 amino acids.
CAGAACAACAAAGAGGUCUGGCGGACCAUCAAAAGACACCUGCGGAGAAGCAUCUAGCAUUACAAACAGCAGGUGGAUAAGCACUGUCGCACCCUGUUUUUCCAGCCUGGUAUGGCUGUCAACCUGGGGCGUUAAGCUGAAACUGCUGUCCAAGAAACUCAGCUCCCGGUUCAUUGGGCCCUUUAAGAGCCCUUCCCCUGAGGUGUGCAUGCCUACAGUGCCCUAAAGUGCAAGGUCUCCACAUGCUUCUUCCCCGCUAGAAGAGCAACUGUCCAGUGAAGCCCCUCAGUUUGUCCCUGCAUGUGCCACGUCUCACCACCCCCCGACCCCUCCAGCCGCCAUGUUGUUGGGGCUCUGCUGGCGCAGGCACAAGUGCAGCGGCGUGAGCGCCCUCAUCGUGCUCUCUGUCUGCACGGCCUGCGCAGGUCUGCUCCUUCUGCUGUCCCGGCUGCGCGAGGGCACGGAGGAGCUGCUCAGGCAUAAACAGCACUGCAGGCAGCAGGAGGAGGCACUGUCUGUUCAGCUGCAGGUGGUAUAUGAGCAUCGCUCCCGUCUGGAGAGAUCUUUGCAGAAGGAGAGAGCAGAGCACAAGAAGACAAAAGAAGAUUUCCUGCAGUACAAACUAGAGAUCCAGGAGGCACUGAACAAGGAAAAGAACCAGCUCGUAGAUCUGCACAGCCAGCUGCAGUUGCAGCAGAAAGAGCAUGGACAACAACACCUUGCUCAGCUCAAAUCCCUUGAAGACUGCCAGCAGCGGGCAGCACUACUGCGCACGGAGAGCCAGGGACAAAUCUCAUCACUGCAGGACCUGGUGGUGAAGUUGCAAGAAGAGAGCAAGCUGUUGAGACACUCUCACCAGGACAUGCAUCAUAGGCUGCUGAAUGCUCAGGCCCGAGUGGAAGAGCUCCAGCGGGUUCGGAAGACCUUUCCCAAGAAACCUGGCCAACCUGCAACCUGGCGGGAGCAGGAGUUCAUCACAGGCUUCCUUCAGCUUGACCAUAAGACCACUACUGUUCAUCAUCCUGAAGAGAAGUCACUGCGCACUGUGACCGAAGCCCCAGGGAAAAUCCAUCCCAUCAGCCAAAGGGGCCUGUCUGUCAGAGAUGUGGAGAAAAGAGGAACUGCUGGGACUAAUGAGUUGGAGGGUGCAAGAGCAGAGAUCCCUGAUGAUGAAAGGGAUUUUGGUGGAAGGCGAGGGGAUGAAGGACUGGAAAUCGGCACCUUGGGAGAGCCACCACAGGGCCACCAAAUCAUUGUCCAGGAGCCAAUGGAGGACUGGAGAAUGAGAGAACCAGAGGAUCAGCUGGAAGAGGAGGACGAAGGGGAAAAGGCAGGAGCCAAUGAGGAAUAUUAACACAUACAUUAGUG